UGUGCCUUUUGUUUCCCUCUUUUUCCUUUUAUUCUCCGCUCGUUUUGUGUUUGUGUGCUGCCUCUGCCUGCCAUUUUAAUUUUUAAUUUUUUAAUAUUUUUAAUCAAUUUAAUGCUUCUUCCUCCAUUCUCGUUCUCAUUCUCGCUCGCUGCAUAUCCUCUCUCUCUCUCUCUUCUCCAUCGCUUUUAAUUUCAUUCUCUCUCUUCUUUUGACCUAAAUCCCAUUCUCUCUCUACUAGCCUCGCUGAUUCAUAUAUUAUUUUCAUUUCACAUCCCAUUUCAGGGGAGUCGUGUCGCAUUUUUCUGUGAUGGAUUGCACCCAAAUUGUGCUGAAUUAUCGAUCAGAAGGUUUUGAUUAACAGUGCUCCGGAUUCAGUGGGUGUGAAAAUUUUCCGUUUUGCAAUUAGGAGAGGGGUGGUGUUGGUUGUGAAGGUACACUGCAUGUUUGAGUGUUAAGGAGGGGGGGUCCUCUGCUCUGCUGUGGAGGAUACCCGUGGCAGAGUUGUUUGUUGAGAUUUGUGGCUUUUAUUGGUUGUUUGUUGGAGUUGGUGAGUUGCUUUGAAUUUUGUGUAUUAUGGAAAUGUUUGCUUCAGUAGCGGAUACAGGAUGUGAGGGCACUGGUGCUUCAGGACCCAUUUGGAUUCCAAAGCGCUUUGUCUGGCCUUAUGGUGGAAGAAGGGUAUUUCUAAGUGGUUCUUUCACGAGAUGGUCACAACAUAUACCUAUGUCUCCGAUGGAGGGAUGCCCUGCAGUGUUUCAAGUUAUUUGCAGCUUAAUGCCGGGAUAUCACCAGUAUAAAUUUAACGUGGAUGGGGAGUGGCGGCAUGAUGAGCAGCAGCCAUUUGUAAGUGGGAACUAUGGAGUAGUGAAUACUAUUUAUUUAGUGAGAGAACCAGAUAUUUUACCUCCCAUCUUAAGUGCUGAAACACCCGGUAGAUCCCGCAUGGAGGUUGAUAAUGAUGUCUUUGGGCAUGUGGAAGGUAAUCCAAGGAUGUCAGAGUCUGAUCUUGAGGUCUCUCGCCACCGUAUAUCAGUAUUCUUGUCUACAUCUACUGCUUAUGAUUUGCUUCCUGAGUCAGGAAAGGUCAUUGCCUUGGAUAUAAAUUUACCUGUUAAGCAAGCAUUCCAUGUUCUCUAUGAACAGGGUGUAUCUAUGGCUCCUCUAUGGGACUUUUACAAGAGUCGGUUUGUUGGAGUGCUUAGUGCAAUGGACUUCAUUCUAAUAUUGAAAGAGCUGGGGAAUCAUGGAUCAAAUUUGACUGAAGAACAACUUGAGACUCAUACUAUAGCAGCUUGGAAAGAGGGAAAAUUACAGCAACGCGGAACGCUUGAUAGUAAUGGGGGAUCAUAUCCACUUCGUUUUGUUCAUGCUGGGCCCCAUGAAUGUCUAAAAGAUGUGGCUUUGAAAGUUUUGCAAAACAAGGUGUCGACGGUUCCUAUCAUCCAUUCUUCUUCAGAGGAUGGUUCAUUUCCUCAACUGCUACAUCUUGCUUCCCUGUCAGGAAUACUAAAAUGUAUAUGCAGGCAUUUUAAGCACUCCUCUGGUUCUUUGCCAAUUCUUCAACUUCCGGUUGGUUCAAUACCUUUGGGUACAUGGGUGCCUAAAGUUGGGGAACCAAAUGGACAACCACUUGCAAUGCUAAGGCCAAAUGCUUCUCUUGGUGCUGCUCUGUCUAUGUUUAUUCAAGCUGAAGUUAGCUCAAUACCAAUAGUGGACGAUAAUGAUUCAUUGCUUGACAUAUAUACAAGAAGCGAUAUUACAGCAUUGGCUAAAGAUAAAGCUUAUGCUCGGAUAUCUCUCGAUGAAAUUAGUAUUCAUCAGGCAUUGCUUCUGGGACAAGAUGCAAAUUCUCCUUAUGGGCUUUACAAUGGCCACAGAUGUCAUAUGUGUUUGAGGUCUGAUUCGUUGCACAAAGUGAUGGAGCGGUUGGCUAAUCCUGGGGUUAGGAGACUUGUGAUUGUGGAGGCUGGCAGCAAGCGCGUGGAAGGGAUUAUUUCCUUAAGUGACGUGUUCAGAUUCUUGUUAGGCUAGUUGGGAUAUAUUGGCCAUCUUAUAUGAAGGGAAUAGCAUUGGAAGGGACCCAUUUGUUCUAUUUGCACUUGUUUUCUGAGCUAUAUCCCCUGCCUUCCUUACCUGAUUACUUUUCAGAGUCUUUGGUUCGAUGGGCUUCUUUGGCUGUUGCUCCCUUGUUUUUUAGGAUAGAAAUUGGAGAGAGAAAAUUCUGUAUAUUGAGGACCAAUUUUCUCCUUUAAACAUCUUAACGAAAUCGUUUUCUCCUUUGUGCCGGCACAUUUGCGAUGUUUGUGUCCAGUGCUAAAAGACAUCAAGGAGAAACUUUAAAAAAAAAAAGACGAGGAAAAGAUGAAAUAUUUAACCCUAUGCAGCACGCAUGCUGUUGGCAGGUUGUAUCCUUAUAAUUUAAGGGAUUCCUUUUUCGUUUUUUUCAGAUCAUUUUGACUUCAGAUUUCUACUGACAAGUUCAUUAUGACUUG
Messenger RNA from Gastrolobium bilobum, 2492 nucleotides. Its product is annotated as sucrose nonfermenting 4-like protein. Bases 574 to 2031 code for a protein of 485 amino acids. The transcript is spliced from 14 exons. The record is from RefSeq and is a predicted model, not a curated record. NCBI's taxonomy places the organism in Eukaryota, Viridiplantae, Streptophyta, Magnoliopsida, Fabales, Fabaceae.